AUGGCCGAUCCGCUGUAUGACCUUCUGAAACCGCAUCUUUCGACGGUGACGGCCACCACUACCACCACUACCACCACCACCACUACUACCACCACGACAACAUCCCCCUCACAAGAAGUGUCCAGAUAUCUCUCUCGGCUGGCAUCGCUCCGCCUCGAUGACCUGACGACGAGCGAACCGCAGUCUCUCGCGCAAGCCAGCCAGUCCAGCCUGGUGUUGAUCCAGGCAUUGAGUGCGCGCUCCCACCGCACGACGACCAUUUCAUCCGACCAUCUUUCCACACUCCGCACCUCUCUUCCACAACUGUCGUCCUCGGUGGAAGCGAUCCGGCAAUCCAUUCCGGCCUUGGACGCGACAGCGGUGGCCUUUGCCUCGUCAUACAACAGAUCCAAGGACGAAGCCAGCCCCGGAAAUGCGCUUCUCAAUACGAGACGCGAGUCUGCCCUCCUCGCCCGGCAAGCAGACAAGGUACAGGACCUUCUCGAGCUUCCGUCCCUAUUGUCGGCAGCCAUUGCCUCUGCCGGCGGCAGUACGAGUACGAGUACUACGAGCGGUGCAGGCACUUCAGUGGCGUCGGGGGCGAACUAUACCCAGGCGCUGGACCUCUUCGCGCACAUCAAGCGGCUUCAGAUCCUCUAUCCGGACUCUCAACUGGUCAGGUCGGUGCUCGUGGACGCAGAGGCCGCCAUGAAGGACAUGACGGCGAAUCUGAUUGCCGGUCUUCGCGGCCAGAACAUCCGCCUCGCUGCCGCCAUUCGCAUGAUCGGCUGGUUACGGAGAGUGGCGCCGGAGCUGGGAGCACCCACAGCCAUAGCCACAGCUACAAGCAGUUCUACGCAGUCGACUCCGGCUGGCCGGCGAUCAAAACUCGCAGGUGCAAGUCUGUCUACGGCCACAACGAGCCCGUCUCCAAACGAGGGCCAUUUUGGGGCACUGUUCCUGUGUGCCAGGCUGUCGACUUUUCUGUACAUGACGGAGGCGCUCUCGCCGCUGCGCGAUCUAGCCGACCAAGAAACGCAAAUGCGGAAGUCAAACUCGAUCGGCCCAAACAACAGAGCCAAGUCGGGGCCUUCGUCAUUCUCGUCUUCCUCGUCUCGCCCCGAACCAACCCGCAAAUCCUCCACGAGUGGGACCGGGAGCGGGACCGGCAAUGGCCCUCUGCAGGGCCAGCACACGGAGCGUUAUCUGAAACGCUACAUCGAGAUCUUUCGCGAACAGUCCUUCGCCACCAUCAGCAUGUACCGUAACAUCUUUCCCGCGGAGGAAUCGGAAUUGGAAACAGAAACGGAGGCCGCUCCUGGCUCGGAGUCCCAAGCGCAGUCCCCGCUAUCGUCGCUUUCCCUGUCACUCUCGCUCCCACCGGCCCUCCAAUCGUUCCCGCUACACUUGGUCGAGGUGUUCAUGUCGACGCUGAAGCAGUACCUCCCUAACGUGAGGGACCCUGCCGCGCGGGAAAGUCUGCUGAUGCAAGUGCUCUACGCGGCCAACAGUCUAGGCCGACUGGGAGCGGAUUUCAGCCUGAUGAUAGCCCUGCUUGAGGAGGAUGAUGAGGACGAAGAAGUCGUUAAGGGGGAUGUUGGCGAUGCUGGCCACGUCACGACAUCAGAAAUAACUACAGCUACAUCAAAAGCAACAGCAACAGCAACAGCAACAGCAACAACAGAAGCUGAAGAAGACCACGGCGACGGUGACGACGAAGAAGAGGGUGAAGCUGAAGCCGCAGCGACAGUCAAGCCUGAGACUGAGACUGAAACUGAAACUGAAACUGAAACUGAAACCGAAACUGAAACUGAGCCCGAAUGGAUCUCGGUCAUCAAGAAACACCGCGUCCAGGCCGCCCGACUCGAGGCGCUGGCGGCCGGCCAGGACCGACUUGUGCAACGGCGCGAGUCGACGGACAUUGCUGUACGGUAG
Molecule: messenger RNA, 1914 nt
Organism: Capronia epimyces CBS 606.96
Lineage: Eukaryota; Fungi; Ascomycota; Eurotiomycetes; Chaetothyriales; Herpotrichiellaceae
Exons: 1
Coding region: 1-1914 (637 amino acids)
Biological process (GO): cytoplasm to vacuole targeting by the Cvt pathway; intra-Golgi vesicle-mediated transport
Cellular component (GO): COG complex
Source: RefSeq, a predicted model, not a curated record